Messenger RNA from Neomonachus schauinslandi (Hawaiian monk seal), 8013 nucleotides. RefSeq names its product transforming acidic coiled-coil-containing protein 2. The coding region runs from base 117 to 7535 and encodes 2472 amino acids. The record is from RefSeq and is a predicted model, not a curated record. The transcript has 19 exons. Gene Ontology annotation, biological process: cerebral cortex development; cell population proliferation; mitotic spindle organization. Gene Ontology annotation, cellular component: cytoplasm. NCBI's taxonomy places the organism in Eukaryota, Metazoa, Chordata, Mammalia, Carnivora, Phocidae.
GUCGCUGGCAGGCAGGGGGCCCGGGAAGCGAGCCCAGCACAGCUGUCCCUUCCAUAGCAGGCAACCAGCCUGGAGGGGCUUCGCUCGAGAGCACAGAGCCCUCCCCACGAGCCCUGAUGGAGGACACACGUCCAGCUUCAGGCUCCACCUUAUCACCAGCUGCUCAGGCCUCUGCUGCUGCAGAAGGAUCCAGCUGGUUGACCCGGGAGGUGGUUUCCGGGGCUGAGAUGCCAGUUCUUAUGGAUCUGGCCAAAGAGUUAGCAGAUGCAGGGUUGGCAGGACGGGAGAAGCUCGCAUCCGAUCUCAGAAGGGAGGGAGAGGGUCUAGGAGGGAACUGUGCAGAGGGUCCUGCCCCUUUGUCCCAGGACGACAGGGGAGAGGUCUCAAUGAGGGACCAGAAAAUCCAACAAGGAGUACUGUCCCCUGCCCCAACCAGUGUAUCAGACGAAGGGGCCAGAAGCUCACUAGGGUCAAAGGAUGAAGCCAUGACCCCCGAAAGCCCAGCUGUGGCUGAGGAGAAGAACAGACUACCCGAGGCCAACUCUAGGGGACAGGAAGAAGUCCCAGAGCCACUUGACAGUAGAGAUCCUGAGAAGCCCUGGGGAGAGCAACCUGGGGCCUUAGACUGCAAGCCCAGCCUGGAGGUGGAAAAAGAGGAGGUUUCAGAGCUAAGCCAAGAUGUGGACAGCAAAGUGCAUUCCGGCACUGACUCAGCACAGCCACCCAGAAAGGAGGGUCCCGGGCACACCGAUCGGCCUGGCUCUCCAUCAGAAGACACAGUGUGGAGCUCGGUGACCUGUGGGAUGAUGGGAGAAGCCCAUGGGGUCCGUGCCUCUGGCUCACUGCACAAGCUCCCCGAGAAGGAUCUCGCCCUGCCCCCUGGGCCAGAUGGAACUGGUGAACACAUUCUUCCCAGAGAAGCUGCCUGGGAGGGGCCAGGAUUGCAGACCCAGUGUCCCGACACCCUUCAGGACGCGGGGGGAUUGGAAAGAAUAGACUAUCUUCCUGCUUUAGAAACUGAGAAAUCAGGUUUCCUGUCAACUCCUGCGGCAGAGGUCAUCCCCAAAGCCCAGGAGGCGGAGAGCCCAUCUGACACAAAGAUGAGGAGCCGCCCAUCUGCGCAGAGGCCCAGCAGCUGUGUCGGGGAGGGCUUGCUGACAUCCCCCAGCCAACCUUGUGGGCUGGGGCGUGAGGCAGCUGGUCAGGAAAUCCAUGCUGAUGGGCCAUAUUCCCCCGAGGAGGAGAAUUUGGCAGUGGACUGUGGGCUUACGAUGCUCAGCCUGGAGCAAGAUCAGCAGGGAAACCCGUCCUGCCUAAGGGAAAACUGGACACAAGUGGCUGCUUCUGAGGGGCCCCCGGUAUCUUCUGAGAACCGUCUCCAGCCAUUGCAAUCAGAACCAGAAGCAUCCAUGUCUGACAUGCUUGGGGAGAAGCCCCAGCAGUGUGAAAAUGAGAAAGAGACUUAUGCAGGUGGUUUAGGCUUUAAGAACCUAGACACAGAUGCUUCUCCAACCCACCUACCUGUGGAACGUCUGGCAGAUGUGUGCUUGCCCACUCGCGGGAGAGAGGAACAAGCUUCCAGAUCAGAACGUCAUGGGGAGCUCCCCAAAGGCAGCCUGUCUGAUGCGCCCGCUUCGGCUCCCAGGGACGUGGUUCCAGAGAGUCCUGCGACAGAGCAGCCAAAACUGUCAGCAGCAAUAGGACCUGAGUUGUCUGCGCAAGGGCAGAAUGAGCAAGAGGGAGAAUGCAGUGACAGCCUGCCUUCCAGAGUCUUGCUGCCUGAAGCAGAGGCCUCAAAAGACUCUCCUCUUGCAGGUCACUUGGGCAGAGAGGAGAGUUGCUGUGCACAGCAGGGGCCCAACAAGUCCCAGCAGGAACUGGCAGAUGGGUCGCGAGCCAGCAGCCAGCAUGAAGAAGCAUGUCUCAGGGAUGCAGAACUUUCUGAAGCAGCUGACGCUCAGCCCCCGCUCCAGGGGUUGGGUAAGACAGAGAAGGCAAGUGGGAACACAGUGGGGACCCCACCUUGUCGGCCUGACUCAGUCGCUCUCCCGGAUGCGGCUCACGGCCCGCCAGGCCCGGCGCCCGCCAGCCUUAGAGGCACACCCAGCCAGGAUGCCCCAGACAGAGAGGCGUAUGGGGAGACGCAGGGAGGCAGGCAGCAAGCUAUGCCGGCCCCACAGAAGGACAUGGAGCACCCCACCGCCUCGGAUGCGGAGGCCCCAAGGCUCCUUGGAAGUUUCGCAGCGGCAGAGGAUCGAGGUGCAGAUGGUGGGGCUGCCGAGACUGCUGGGGAUGCUGAGGAAGGGGACCUGGGGGUGCAGCGGGCCCUGGAGGGGCCCGCAGAAGCUUCUCUGAGUGGUGGCUCCCUUCAGACUGAGCAGCGCGCCUCCCCUGAGAAGGAAGCUUCUACCUUUGCCUGGGGUGAGCCAAGCCAAGCAGAGCAGCUUUUGGCCGGCGGCCAGGGGGCCUUGUUACCAGCCAGAGAGCUGGGGGGGAUUCCCAGGAGCAAGGUGGAUAUUCCUGCAGCCCAGGCUGUCCCCAACCCAGAGAAACCCCUGCCACCUGGGCCACCAGAAGAGGCUACUCCAGACACUCCUUACCUGCAUAUCGACGGUGCUGCCGGGAAGGGGGCAGGCCCUUGUCCCAUAGAAGAGCCCCUGCCGGCCUUGGAAAAUACCACCUCCAUGAAGCUUUCCGCUGGCCUGCUUGCCCCUCUCUCACAACCAGGGGCGGCCAGCGGGGAGGUCUCUGUGGUGCAAGCGAGCAGUGGAAGCCCCAGAGCUGGAAAUGCUGAGGGACCUGCGGACUCCAUCCCCUACCUGGACAGGGCACUGCUUCUGACCAAGAGUAAGCAGAUGACAGGGGAGGAGGAGGAGGAGGAGGAGGCCAGAGCUCCUGGUGCAGACCCGGAGCCUGGUGGGCCGCCAGCGCGCCCCGCCAGCGAGGAAAGCUUGGCAGGUGAAGCAGCAAAGGAGCCAGAGGGCUUCGGGGAGAGGAUGAUAGAGCCUUCCAAGGAUCCGAGGAGGGGCGCCUCGGGUGGUGUGGACGCAAGCUCCAAGCAGAUGGGCAUGAUCACUGGGUUCCCUGACUUCAGGGAGCACAUCACCAAGAUCUUUGAGAAGUCUGUGUUCAGAGCCCUGACCGCUGAUCGGCCCCAGAGUGCGGCGGGAGCCGAGGGGAGUGUGAGGGGCCAGGACCUCGUGGGGCCACACCCAGAGAAGCCUCCAGAUGGGGCUCAAGGAGUGGCCAUCGCCCCUCUCCCUGACCUUCCUGCUGGACUCGCGGUGGAUGCAAAGGAGAAGAAGCAAGAGUUGCCUACAGAGGCUGAGCUCCCCUGUCUGGUUCCCCAGGAUCCCGCUCCAGGAAGGCCGCCGGGUCUGGCGGCACCAGCCACAGAGCCAAACCUGCCAGGUGCUGGCGUGGGGAAGGAGAUGACCGGUUUCCCACAGACUGCGCAGGAGAGUGAGAAGCCAGAGGGGGCUGGGGAGGCCGGGCUGGGGCUUGGAGGCCAGGCCCCCUCACAGCAGGGCGGAGGCCAGCAGGAACUAGCCUUGGGUCCUUCCCUGCCUGCAGCUGUUCAGGAGACUCCCGUGGAAAAAGCUGCGGGCUUCCAGGUGGAUCCCCAGAGCCACCGAGAAGGGGCCUCGGUUCCAGAAGACAGAAUUGCUCCUGGGAUCUACCCCCAGGAGACAUCCACUGGCGACAGUCAACCCAGAGAGGAUGGUUCCUGGGGCUUUGCUCACACAGGGGGUCUGAGUGACAUGCCAGUGUCCACCUCUGCCCUGGCAGCAUCUUCUCCCCAUGGGGGUGUUUUGACUGUGGCCGAGGCCAUCCGUGAGCCCUGGACCCCCGACACCGUUGGGGGGGAGCAGAGGUGUGGAGGUGGAGCUCCUGAGCUACAGGCUGCGCCAGCAGGAGCCACUCCCAUAGAGCCCGGCUCGGUGGCAGGAGCUGCUGGGGAAGCGGAGGGUGACGUCACCUCGAGCACAGCUGAGACUGGGGCGCGUGUGGCUGGUGACCAGCCCGAGACAGGUACUAUGAGGAUGUUCUCUGGUGCUGCUCAUGGGGACGCAGGCUGCUCUGCUGGGGCCCCAGGCACGGAGGAUGCAGCCACUCUGCGAGGGGCCAGCCCGGCCGUGCACCUGCUGGCUGAGGAGCAGCCCAGGCCUGAGCCCCCCACUCCUGCUGGGGGCGGGAAGCUGCGAGUCUCUCCACCUCCGGAACCUGACGAGCUUCGGGACCCGAAGCCCCAAACCCUGGCUCUGGGAGUGCUCCACCCUGAAAGAAGAAGCUCUGGGCCUGGCCCAUCCACCUUACCUUCAGUUCCUGAGAAGGAUGCUCCAGAUGUCCCAGGCGAGGUCACCUCAGAUGAGGCCAGAAGUGCAGGAGGAGCAGAAAGGUCACAUGUAGCGGGUGACGUCAUCCAGCCAGCUAUCCUUGAGGACCCGGAAAACCCACUGUUAGCUGCCUCUUCACACCAUGGUGAUGCCAUCAGCCAGGUCUCCAGGGAUCUGACAGCCCAGAGGAGUUCUGACUCUGAAGAAGCAUUUGAGACCCCCGAGUCGACAACUCCUGUCAAAGCUCCCCCUGCCCCACCCCCGCCGCCCCCCGAAGUCACUCCAGAACCUGAGAUCAGCGCACAGCCUCCCCUGGAAGAACCAGGCUGCGGUUCUGAGCCGGCCUCUGUCCCCGAUGGCCCACGCAGCAGCUCGGUGGAAGGGAGCCCCUUCCGCCCCCCAUCACGCUCCUUCUCCGCCGUCUUCGAUGAAGACAAGCCUAUAGCCAGCAGUGGGACUUACAACUUAGACUUUGACAGCAUCGAGCUGGUGGAUGAUUUCCAGACCUUGGAGCCCCGCUGCUCAGACUCUAAGAGUCAGGAAUGCAAAGUGAGCACGCGGAGGAAAUCCACGGAUUCCGUGCCCAUCUCCAAGUCCACGCUGUCCCGCUCUCUCAGCCUGCAAGCUAGUGACUUUGACGGGGCUUCUUGCUCAGGCAACCCCGAGGCCGUGGCCCUGGGCCCAGAUGUGUGCAGCACAGGUUCAAGCAGUGCUUCCAGUACCCUUAAGCGAACUAAAAAACCAAGGCCACCUUCCUUAAAAAAGAAGCAGACCACUAAGAAACCUGCUGAAACCCCCCUGGUGAAAGAGACACAACAAGAGCCAGUGGAAGAGAAUCCUGUCCCCAGUGAGGAGAAUCGAGCAUUCGAGACAAAACCGGAAUUGGCCAAGACGGAAGGUUCUGUACCAGCCCUCUUGGAGGAGACGCCCCUGGAACCCACUGCUGUGCCCAAGGCCGCCUGCCCUCUGGACUCCGACGGUGCCGAAGGGGCCAUCCCCCCAGCUUCUGGAAGUGGCAGAGUGCAGAACUCACCUCCGGUUGGAAGGAAAGCGUUGCCUCUUGCCACGGCUCCGGAGGCGGUGGAGGUGACUCCAUCAGAUAGUGGGGGGCAGGAGGACUCCCCAGUCAAAGGGCUCUCGGUGAGGCUGGAGUUUGACUAUUCUGAGGACAAGGGUAGUUGGGACACCCCGCAGGAAAACCCCCCUCCUACCAAAAAGCUAGGCAAAAAGCCGGUUGCCAAAAUGCCCCUAAGGAGGCCAAAGAUGAAAAAAACACCCGAGAAACUCGACAACACUCCUGCCUCACCUACCAGAUCCCCCGAUGAACCCAAUGACAUCCCUAUUGCUAAAGGUACCUACACCUUUGAUAUUGACAAGUGGGAUGACCCCAAUUUUAACCCUUUUUCUUCCACCUCAAAAAUGCAAGAGUCUCCCACACUGCCCCAACAGUCCUACAACUUUGACCCAGACGCCUGUGAUGAAUCCAUUGACCCUUUUAAGACAUCCUCUAAAACCCCCAGCUCGCCUUCUAAAUCCCCAGCCUCCUUUGAGAUCCCAGCCGGUGCCAUCGAAGCCAAUGGAGUGGACGGGGAUGGGCUGAACAAGCCCGCCAAGAAGAAGAAGACGCCCCUAAAGACUGACACAUUCAGGGUGAAAAGGUCUCCAAAACGGUCUCCUCUCUCUGAUCCACCCUCUCAGGACCCCACGCCAGCGGUGACACCAGAAACGCCGGUCAUCUCUGCGGUGGUCCACGCCACCGAUGAGGAGAAGCUUGCCGUCACCAACCAGAAGUGGACGUGUGUGACGGUGGAUCUGGAGGCUGACAAACAGGACUACCCGCAGCCCUCGGACCUGUCCACCUUCGUCAAUGACACCAAAUUCAACUCACCCACGGAGGAGUUGGAUUACAGAAACUCCUAUGAAAUUGAAUAUAUGGAGAAAAUUGGCUCCUCCUUACCUCAGGACGAUGACGCCCCGAAGAAGCAGGCCCUGUACCUUAUGUUUGACACUUCUCAGGAGAGCCCGGUCAAGUCUCCCCCGGUCCGGACGUCAGAGUCCCCGACGCCGUGUUCAGGGUCGAGUUUUGAGGAAACUGAAGCCCUUGUAAAUGCUGGGGCAAAGAUCCAGCAUCCUGUCACACGAGGACUGGCUCCCAACCAAGAGCCACAUUUGCAGGUGCCAGAGAAAUCCUCCCAGAAGGAGCUGGAGGUCAUGACCUUGGGCACUGCUUCAGACGCGAUUGAAAUUACAGCUCCUGAGGGCUCCUUUGCCUCUGCUGACGCCCUUCUCAGCAGGCUAGCUCAUCCAGCCUCUCUCUGUGGUGCGCUUGACUAUCUGGAACCCGACUUAGCAGAAAAGAACCCCCCAGUAUUUGCCCAGAAACUUCAGGAGGAGUUAGAGUUUGCCGUCAUGCGGAUAGAAGCCCUGAAGCUAGCCAGGCAGAUUGCCCUGGCUUCCCGUAGCCACCAGGACACCAAGAGAGAGGCUGCUCACCCAACAGAUGUCUCCAUCUCCAAAACAGCCUUGUACUCCCGCAUCGGGACCUCUGAGGUGGAGAAGCCCGCAGGCCUUCUGUUCCAGCAGCCUGACCUGGACUCCGCACUCCGGAUUGCCAGAGCAGAGAUCAUAACCAAGGAGAGAGAAGUCUCGGAGUGGAAGGACAAAUACGAAGAAAGCAGGCGAGAAGUGAUGGAAAUGAGGAAAAUAGUGGCAGAGUAUGAGAAGACCAUCGCUCAGAUGAUAGAGGAUGAGCAGAGGGAGAAGUCCGUCUCCCACCAGACCGUCCAGCAGCUGGUCCUAGAGAAGGAGCAAGCUCUGGCCGACCUGAACUCCGUGGAGAAAUCUCUGGCCGAUCUCUUCAGGAGAUAUGAGAAGAUGAAGGAGGUCCUUGAGGGUUUCCGCAAGAAUGAAGAGGUGCUGAAGAAGUGUGCACAGGAGUACCUGUCCCGGGUGAAGAAGGAGGAGCAGAGGUACCAGGCCCUGAAGGUGCACGCGGAGGAGAAGCUGGACAGGGCCAACGCCGAGAUCGCGCAGGUCCGAGGCAAGGCUCAGCAGGAGCAGGCUGCCUACCAGGCCAGUCUGCGGAAGGAGCAGCUUCGGGUGGACGCUUUGGAGAGGACGCUGGAGCAGAAGAAUAAAGAGAUAGAAGAACUCACCAAGAUUUGUGAUGAACUGAUUGCCAAAAUGGGGAAAAGCUAACUUUGAACCAAAUGUUUGGACUUGACCAUUGCGUGCAAUAUGACCGUCGGCUCACUGCUGUCCUUCCGGUUACGUGGACAGGUUCUGUUUUCACUUUUUCGUAUGCACUACUGUAUUUCCUUUCUAAAUAACGUUGAUUUGAUUGUAUGCAGUACUAAAGGAGACUAUCAGAAUUUCUUGCUAUUGGUUUGCAUUUUCUUAGUAUAAUUCAUAGCAAGUUGACCUCAGAGUUCCUGUAUCAGGGAGAUUGUCUGAUUCUCUAAUAAAAGACAAAUCGCUGACCUUGGCCUUGCCCUUUGUACAUGAGUUCCCAGGGUGAGCGGCUUUUGGAUUUAAUAUGAACAUGUAUAGCUUGCACAGGGACUCUUGCCUUAAGGAGUGUAAACUUGAUCUGCAUUUGCUGGUUUGUUUUAAAAAAAAAAAUGCAUGUUUCGAAUAAAAUUCUCUAUUGUAAAUAAAUUUUUUUCUUUGGAUCUUG